AAUAAUCUCACACAAUUCCAUCCUCAACUAAAUCUUCAUCCUCAAAAUUCGUCAAACGAUGGUAUUAUUCCAUGAAGCCUCUUUCGCAGGGGCAGUUCUACUGUCCAGCCUCAUCACCAUGUCCUGCUUCAAGCCGCCCAACGAGGUUCCACGCGACGGCUGGAAGCAAGACAGUCUUGGAACAUACGCCAGCCCAGCCGCAGCACGAAUCCGACGAAUUCUUGCCGUCAGCGUUGGCAUUUUCCAUGCCCUAAUUUCCAUGGGCUACGGUGAUUCCAGCCUCUUAUGUCCUCGUCCUGAGAAUCUGAACUCAGAGCUGUUCAGCUGGAAUACAUAUACACUGGCUUGUCUCUCGAUGAUCAUUCUCGUCGGUGGACCGCUUCGGCUCACGGCCUUUGCUCAUCUUGGAAAAAACUUUACUUUUCAACUUGGACCGCCUGAUACCUUGAUGACGGAUGGUAUCUAUCGGUAUAUUCAGCAUCCUGGAUACACGGGGCAAAUUGUGGUCUUGGUCGUCAACCUCGCCCUGUUUUUGCGAUGGGACGGCGCAUUCGGUUGCUGGGUUCCUCAAGGCUUUCGAUCGACAUUCCGCGGCUGGGGCUUGAUCUUUUGCUUGGUUCUUGUGUUUGGAAUUCUGCGGAGACUUGUGAUGAGGGUGAAGGAUGAGGAGAAGAUGUUGAAAGAUACUUUUGGAGAGAAAUGGUUUGCUUGGAGUCGGGCCACCGCGCGCUUCAUCCCAGGCGUGUUCUAGAUGAUCUGAUUAACCAGAUGCCAGUCUAAGUAAGGAACGAAGCGUAGUGGUGUAGUUCGGAGUGUUAAACAUGUCGGUCUGCUGUUCGCCUUUUUGGAGGAUUAUUUCGUAUGGCUGUCGAUGGGAAUAAGCACAUUUUUACAAACACGACUACUACCCGAUAACGGGAAACUGAAGAGCGAUACAAGUACUAGAAUAGAUGCGUGUUGCAACAGUAGAUAACAAUCAAUAUGAAGCUUAGUUUGAUCAUUGCGAC
Messenger RNA from Fusarium verticillioides 7600, 1007 nucleotides. RefSeq lists its product as hypothetical. Bases 59 to 751 code for a protein of 230 amino acids. The transcript has a single exon. Gene Ontology annotation, molecular function: protein C-terminal S-isoprenylcysteine carboxyl O-methyltransferase activity. Gene Ontology annotation, cellular component: membrane; endoplasmic reticulum. NCBI's taxonomy places the organism in Eukaryota, Fungi, Ascomycota, Sordariomycetes, Hypocreales, Nectriaceae. Gene Ontology annotation, biological process: C-terminal protein methylation. The record is from RefSeq and is a predicted model, not a curated record.